Molecule: messenger RNA, 748 nt
Organism: Ictalurus furcatus (blue catfish)
Lineage: Eukaryota; Metazoa; Chordata; Actinopteri; Siluriformes; Ictaluridae
Product: tumor necrosis factor receptor superfamily member 14-like
Exons: 4
Coding region: 1-546 (181 amino acids)
Biological process (GO): positive regulation of T cell migration; positive regulation of cytokine production involved in immune response; positive regulation of peptidyl-tyrosine phosphorylation
Cellular component (GO): external side of plasma membrane
Molecular function (GO): protein binding
Source: RefSeq, a predicted model, not a curated record
AUGUCUGGAGUUAAACCAUCAUUCCAACUUUUACAAUCUUGGAAAGUAUAUACAUGCCUGAAAAAAAACCUAUUUAUUUGUCUCCUAACAGGUGUUUAUGCUGUCCUCACAUAUGGAGCUAAAUGUGGGCCAAGUGAAUAUCUAUCAGCAGCUGGAGAAUGUUGUCCUAUGUGUAAUAUAGGGUCGGUGGUUGUCAAAGACUGCUCUGGUGAUUACAGUACAUCAUGCAAACCUUGCUCCAAAGGAACGUUUAUGAAUGAACCUAACGGCCUUAACAAAUGUUUUUCAUGUAAAUCCUGUGACACAGGCCUUUAUAUUUUGCAAGAGUGUACCACAAUAAAGGAUACAGUAUGUGAGGUCUUGGAUGGAUAUUAUUGCAUACAGAAGUCAGGUAGAGAAUGUUCUCUUGCAUUGAAACACAGUGAAUGUGAACCAGGGCAGCAAGUAAAGACUCCAGGCACUAAGGACUCGGAUACAGUUUGUGAGCCGUGUCCACCAGGAUUUUAUUCUCCUAAAGGUGUGACCUGCACUAAAUGGACUGAGUAAGUCAGUUAUUUGUAAUAUAAAUGUAAUAUUUUUGUUAAUAUAAUUGGACUACGCUGAUGUAACGUCCAUAUUUACUCUCCACUUAAAGUUGUACUCCUUAUUGGUUACAUCUUUCAUUCAGAUGAACUGGUUGUGUUUGUAGAUCUAUUAAUGCGGUUUCUUUUUGUGCUUACAGAGUCCUGUAGAAGAAACAGAACCUGAA